AUGUGUAAGGUUGAAUGGGGUUAUUAUAAUCAGUUUGAGAAAUGUAUUCCUUCUGGUGAUCUGCCAAUUAUAGUCAUUAACUUUGUUGAGUUUUUACAGAGGCUGAAGGAAUUUGAAGAUAAAAUGAAGGAGUAGGGUGAGACCCCUGUUAUGUUCAGUCACUUGUGGCCUCCUCGGAGAAGGACAACUGCAGAAGAAGAUGAGAGAGCGAAGCAUCCUAAACCUGAAGACUCUGUUUAUUAUCACCCUACUCGGAAUCCUACAGGGGCUCCACCACCUGGGAAACCACCAAUGUACAAAUCAUCAAUAGGACCUAGAAUUCCCUUGUCUGGUGCAUCAUCAAGUGCCGCUGCUUCUUCCUCACAGACUGAGUUAGAGGAUACUUCUGUAGCUGUACCACCUCCACCUCCUCCUCCUUUGCCAGAUACCAGUAAAUUGGACUUAGGGGAUGCCUCUGAUGUUCCUGCUUCUUUGCCUCUACCACCCCCACCUCCUAUGCCACCCAAGCCUGCCACAAUGAACUUGGGUAUUCCUUUGCCUUCUCCCCCUGGUCCACCACCACCACCUGGUUCCCCAUCUAAAGAGCAAGUUACAGUUCGACCUCCACUGCCUCCACCUCCUCCCCUUCCGCAGUCUGUGCUGCCCCCUCUGUCUGGCACCAACAGAAAUGAAGGGGAGAAAAUAUCUCUACAGUCAGAUGACUCAACCUCCAAGGAGCUGGCUCAGGUCCCUGCAUCAGUUCGAGUAAGAAGGGAGACUGCUGCCCCCAAAAGCAAAACCAAAGCUUUUACACUCAACCAUGACAAUGGCAGCCAAGCCCGUAGCUCCUGCCAUCGUGAAGCAAGAAUCAACCAGUUUAAAUUUUGGGCACAUUCUGAUCGUAACUGAUCAAAUUGUUGCCUUGUUAACUGACAAAACUAUAAUUAAAUAAAGACAGUUUAGGAGACCUUGCUUUUCUAUUUUUAUGUUCAUCUUCUUUCUUGUUAGUCACUUUCCUAUUUGAAAAUUUUUAUUUACUAAGUAAUUGGACUUUGCUUAUGUAAGAAUGAAUGAACUAGUAUUAUAAUCUAAA
Gossypium raimondii (Peruvian cotton) is the source of this 1072-nucleotide messenger RNA. Its product is annotated as protein EARLY FLOWERING 5. Gene Ontology annotation, cellular component: spliceosomal complex. Gene Ontology annotation, biological process: mRNA cis splicing, via spliceosome. The record is from RefSeq and is a predicted model, not a curated record. NCBI's taxonomy places the organism in Eukaryota, Viridiplantae, Streptophyta, Magnoliopsida, Malvales, Malvaceae.